Molecule: messenger RNA, 1312 nt
Organism: Diabrotica virgifera virgifera (western corn rootworm)
Lineage: Eukaryota; Metazoa; Arthropoda; Insecta; Coleoptera; Chrysomelidae
Exons: 2
Coding region: 21-905 (294 amino acids)
Source: RefSeq, a predicted model, not a curated record
ACAGUCUCCCUUUUCUGGAUAUGCUAGUCCAUCGCACUCAAGAUAAUAGUCUCAAAACAGAAUGGUAUCGAAAACCGAUUUCUAGCAAUAGAUUCAUAAAUUACUAUUCUGAACAUCCUACAAGAACAAAAAUAAAAUUAAUUUUGGGACUAAAAAGUCGAGUAAUAAAAAUAUCUCAUCCAACAUAUAGAGAAAAGAGUUUGAAGAGACUAAAAAACAUAUUAAUGGAAAACUCUUAUCCAGUAGGACUACUUAAUAAAUUAAUUUUUAGUACUGCUACCUCUCCAGCUUCCAUCACAUUGAUUGACAAUACCAACAAUAAAAAACCACCCACAGUGAAUAUGGCAAGCCAAGAAAGAAACACUAGCCCAACAAUCGACACCUUAGUACCAACAACACCACAAACAUUUGGAUCUUUACCUUAUAUUCCAUUCUUAACACCAAAACUUCUCAAAUUAUUUAAAGGACUCGAAAACAUAAAAAUUGCUACCAGAAACGUUAAAACUAUAGCACAUUUAUACACCAAAACUAAAGAUCCACUUACGACUAAGGAAAGUUCAAAAGUUGUGUAUCAAAUACCUUGCUCAGACUGCGAUAAGGUUUAUAUAGGAGAAACAUCUCGGACAUUACACAGCAGAAUAAUUUCCCACAGAAGUGAUAUUAAUACAAAAAAAUCGCAAGCUUGUGCAUUAGCAGAUCACUCAAUUAAUCUAAAUCAUACAUUUAAUUUUUCACAAGCGUCAAUCUUAGAGAGGGUGAAAAAUGAACAGAAAAGGUUAUUUGUAGAAAUGACACACAUCCAGAAAAAUAGAAAAUGUAUAAAUAGAAAGUCAGAUAUAGACAAAUUAAGUAACAUUUAUUGUUACAUAUUAGCAUAUCAACAAACAUUUGACACAACAUCAUAAUCUGAUUUUCUAUCGUACAUUCCACCAUUAAAAAUUCAUUUUAUGCUGGUAGACACAUUGACUGGACUAAUUUACUUUACAUCAAUCAAAUUAAUAACUGUAAUUAUAAAAAAAAACUAUUGUUACUGGUUUUGCUUUCCUUCUAAAGAAAUGGUAUACACUUCAUACAUGUUGAACAACGAACCAUGGACACAACAUAAUGUAAUAGAUUGACUAAAAUUAUUUAAAUAUUUUAAUAUGUGUGUGAUUGUCCUUCUAGUAAAGUUUCAACUUUUUCAACCAAUCUCAACGACUAAUGUCUUGAAAAAGAAUUAAAUAUAAUUCGAAAGCUUGACAGUAAGUCAAAGAGUUUUCUUUGUCUUGUGGGCCAAAUAAACUGACUGCAUCCUCAAGAGUCACUACUUGAU